UUCACAGAGCUUGCAAAAUUUUACUCCAAUUUCUAGAAGCCCAAAAAUCCUUUGGCGCCAAUUCACCUCUCUUUCUUUCUUUCUUUCCCUCUUCCCUUCUCCCCCUUCCUUCCCAAAAAUCGGAAAUGCAGCGGCAGAAAUCUAUACUCUCCUUCCUCAAGAGACCUUCAUCGGAGGACCAAAGCUCCGGCAAUAACAAACACAAAUUUCCAAAUCAAAAUGCAGUCCCUGUUACCAAAAGUAUUCCGGACAUUUUGGGAACUGAAACUCCUCCUGAGAAGUUGCCACGUCAGGUUCUCCCCUUCAACAGCGGCCAUGAUGGAAAUAAGUCUUCUGCUUUCUCUUCUAUUAGGCACAAGUUUAUCAGAGAAAAACCACGCAUUCAUCGGGAUCUAGCAAAGACUGAUUCUUUUGGGAUCCCCUCUCUUUGUACAGAAAAUGAAGGAUCAGAAACACUGGGGAAUCCUUCUGUUUCCUUGCAGUCAGGCUCUAAUAGAAGUUCUGUUAGUUCUAAUGGAAAUAGUAAUCAAGAGGGUAAAGGAUCAGUAUCUCUUAUACAAGGUGAUGAUCAUGGUUUUGGGCCGGAAACACCAAGUAUGCAACCUUUUGUACCUGGGUUAAAAAGAGUCCAAGAUGACAUGCGUACCUCAGGGGAUAGGAGUGGUUGCUCUUCAUUGGACGCAAGCAAGAGGAUUAAGAGUCUUGAGGGUUUGAAUAUUGGAAGGAAGAACCUCGAAGCAGAGUUUGAAAUGACUAGCAAGUUUGAGUGGCUUCAUCCAUCUCAAAUCAAGGAUGCGAAUGGUAGAAUGCCAGGGGACCCACUCUAUGACAAGCGAACACUGUUUAUUCCUCCUGAUGCGUUGAGAAAAAUGUCUGCUUCUCAGAAGCAGUAUUGGGAUGUCAAAUGCAAAUACAUGGACAUUCUGCUUUUCUUUAAAGUGGGAAAAUUUUAUGAGCUGUAUGAGCUAGAUGCUGAAAUUGGUCACAAGGAGCUCGAUUGGAAAAUGACACAAAGUGGCGUGGGAAAAUGUAGACAGGUUGGCAUAUCUGAAAGUGGGAUAGAUGAAGCUGUCCAGAAGCUCCUAGCGCGAGGGUAUAAAGUAGGACGGAUGGAACAGUUGGAAACAUCUGAGCAAGCAAAAUCUAGAGGCUCUACUUCUGUUAUUCGCAGAAAACUAGUUCAUGUACUCACUCCUUCUACCGGAAGUGAGGGUAAUAUUGGGCCUGAUGCAGUUCAUCUUCUUGCAGUUAAGGAGACUUGCAAUGAGCUAGAGAAUGGUUCAACCACUUUUGGCUUUGCUUUUGUCGAUUGUGCUGCUCUUAAAGUUUGGGUUGGUUCCAUAAGUGAUGAUGCAUCUUGUGCAGCUUUGGGGGCUUUGCUGAUGCAAGUGUCACCGAAGGAAGUUAUAUACGAUGCUAGGGGUUUGUCAAAGGAUUCUCAAAAAGCUCUGAAAAAAUACUCAUUAACAGGUCCUGCAGCGCCACUCCUGUCCCCAGUCCAGCCAGGUGCUGAUUUUGUUGAUCCUGCAGAAGUGAAAAAUUUCCUUGACUUGAAAGGUUACUUUAAAAGAUAUUGUAAUAAGUGGGAUCACACCUUUGAUGGAGUAAUGAGCCAUGAUGUUGCUUUAUGUGCUCUUGGGAGUCUUGUCAAUCAUUUAGAGCGAUUGAUGUUAGAUGAGGUGUUACGUAAUGGCGAUAUUCUAUCAUUUGAAGUCUAUAGGGGUUGCCUCAAAAUGGAUGGACAAACACUUGUCAAUCUUGAGAUCUUCAACAAUAAUGCUGAUGGGAGUCCAUCAGGUACUUUAUACAAGUAUCUUGAUAAUUGUGUUACUUCACCUGGGAAGCGACUUUUGAGAAACUGGGUUUGUCAUCCCCUCAAAGAUGUGGAGAAAAUCAACCAUAGGCUUGAUGUGAUUGACAGGCUUGUUGAAAAUUCAGAGGCUACAUUAUCCGCUGCUCAAUAUCUUCGCAAGCUUCCAGAUUUGGAUAGGUUGCUUGGACGGGUUAAGGCUAGCAUUCAAUCUUCUGAAGCACUCCUACUGCCCUUGAUUGGUGCCAAAAUGUUGAAGCAGCGAGUUAAAGUGUUUGGGUUGCUUGUUAAAGGGCUACGGAUUGGGCUAGAUUUGUUAAGGUUGUUGCAGAAGGAACGUCUGACCUCUUCCCUGGCUAAAGUGGUAUCCUUGCCUGUUCUAGAUGGUGACGAUGGGCUUGAUAAAUUCCUCAGCCAAUUUGAAGUGGCAAUCAAGAGUGACUUCCCCAAUUUUCAGGAUCAUAAUUCUACUGAUUUUGAUGCUGAAACACUAUCCAUUUUGAUGGAGUUAUUUGUUGAGAAGGCUACUGAGUGGUCUCAAGUCAUUUAUGCCAUAAGUUGUGUUGAUGUGUUAAGAUCAUUUUCCAUUACUGCAAAAUUUUCCUCUGGAGUUAUGUGUAGACCAGUGAUCUUGCCUCUUUCAAAGCCAACAAAUUUCUGUAGAGAGACUGGUGGGCCAAUACUAAACAUCAAGGGGCUUUGGCAUCCAUAUGCUCUUGCUGAAAGUGGGGGACUGCCUGUUCCUAAUGAUCUCCAUCUUGGAGGGAAUACGAAUAUCUGCCAUCCUCGUACUUUACUGUUGACUGGACCAAAUAUGGGAGGAAAGUCAACUCUUUUACGUGCCACUUGUCUGGCCGUCAUAAUGGCUCAGUUGGGUUGCUAUGUGCCUGGAGAAACAUGUGUGCUUUCACUUGUGGACAUCAUCUUUACACGUCUUGGAGCAACUGAUCGAAUCAUGACUGGUGAAAGUACCUUCUUUAUUGAGUGCGCAGAAACCGCGUCAGUUCUUCAAAAUGCUACAUGCAAUUCCCUUGUUCUUCUGGAUGAAUUGGGCAGAGGAACAAGCACUUUUGAUGGAUAUGCUAUUGCAUAUGCUGUAUUCCGACACCUUAUAGAGACGGUGAACUGCCGCUUACUGUUUGCCACGCAUUAUCAUCCACUCACUAAAGAGUUUGCUUCUCAUCCUAAUGUGACAUUACAACACAUGGCCUGCUCUUUCAAGUUGAAAUCUCAAAGUUCAUCUCCAACAGAGCAAGAGCUGGUGUUCCUUUACCGUCUAGCCUCUGGAGCAUGCCCAGAGAGCUAUGGAAUGCAAGUAGCACUCAUGGCUGGAAUCCCGAAAAUUGUUGUUGAAUCCGCAUCCAAUGCAGGGCAAGUCAUGAAGAAAAUGAUCGGAGAAAGUUUUAGGUCAUGUGAACAAAGAGCUUGCUUUUCAACACUGCAUGAAGAAUGGUUCAAGACACUUCUUGGAAUCUCAAAGACAGAUGGUGAAGUUAACGAUGACCUAUUUGAUACAUUGUAUUGCUUGUGGCAUGAACUAAAGCUGAUAGAUCCACUAGCUGAAGAUGUUAGUCUCUGAGUUAUCUUGUAUAUUCGUGAAACUCUUCAGUGGGAAAUGCCGAUGAAAUUAUGAUACUAACUGGAAGAUAGGAAAGUUAUUGUUGAAGUUUGUAUUUCUUUUUUUUGGUCAAGAGAAGUUUGUAGUAUAUUGUCUGUUCUGUAAGAGUAGCAAGGUUAGUAAAUUUUUUGUUUUAUGGAAAGAGGCAAGAGAAACUGCAAUGUUGUAAAAUUGUCCUUUACUCCAAGAGAAUCUUUGCCGUUAUAGUUGCU
Molecule: messenger RNA, 3640 nt
Organism: Nicotiana attenuata
Lineage: Eukaryota; Viridiplantae; Streptophyta; Magnoliopsida; Solanales; Solanaceae
Product: DNA mismatch repair protein MSH7
Exons: 17
Coding region: 126-3389 (1087 amino acids)
Biological process (GO): mismatch repair
Cellular component (GO): nucleus; MutSalpha complex
Molecular function (GO): ATP binding; mismatched DNA binding; ATP-dependent DNA damage sensor activity
Source: RefSeq, a predicted model, not a curated record